Messenger RNA from Puccinia graminis f. sp. tritici CRL 75-36-700-3, 1590 nucleotides. RefSeq lists its product as uncharacterized. The record is from RefSeq and is a predicted model, not a curated record. Bases 1 to 1272 code for a protein of 423 amino acids. The transcript has 2 exons. NCBI's taxonomy places the organism in Eukaryota, Fungi, Basidiomycota, Pucciniomycetes, Pucciniales, Pucciniaceae.
AUGUCCCACCCGCAAUGGGAAUUGAGCAUACCUCAAAGUUGUCUGAUCGCAACAGAUCCGGUCAGCCAUGCGCUGAGUUCUUUGUCUUAUUACUGCCGCAAUGCUCUACUAUCCAAGACUUCUUCUGAAGUACAGCAACACUUUGGACGACUAGAUGGGGCACUUGAAGUUUUCACUAGUGUCCAUUCCUCCAUUCUCCCUUCUCUCAAACACUAUCUUAACCUCUUCCUCCUCUCACUCGACCUAGAAGGUGACAAACGCCCUCCAAAUCCCGACAUGAAAUCGCUUGCAGAAUCCAUGUUAGAGCUGGAAAGAACGCUACAUAAUCUGAACGAAUUCAUGGGUACUCUCAGCUCAUUUUAUGAGAAAUACUCUAACGUCUCUCUCUGGUCAACCGAUUAUAUCGGUGACCAUCACUUACAGGACUUGAAGUUCUUUAAAUUUUCUCUAAUCCACCCCGAAGUCCGUGAUUUGGUCCAAUCCGAGCUUGGAGGACUAUUUGCUGAUUGUCGGACGUUGAUCGGAAUAUACAAGCAGUCAGAUUACCUUGCCAAAUCAUUGUAUAGACAAGCUGUACUCGCGUCAACGGCUGCUUGUAAUCGAUCGAUCGAUCAUAUAAUCAAACUAGCGCGACAGUCCGACUUUGCUAUUCUCCGAGACAUAUGGCAAGCGGACACAGACUUGAUGGAUGAUUCCCUGCAAGCUCUGACGAGUGUAACUCGUCGAAUGCCACAUUCAGAACCUGAACGACCGCCUACUUCGGUCGAUGAUGCCGGUGAUCGAAUCCUGAUCGAUCUGAACCAAGAACGCAUCCUUCGACUGGCUCGAUCAGCCAUCCCACUCGUCAAGCUAACCCGAUUAUUCUUGAAUAAGCUGAGCAAAAUGACGAAAGAUGGAUCAGCUUUCAAGUUGAAUCCAGAGCUCGAUUCAAGGACAUUAGACUUCUUGAGUAAAUGUCCUGGGUUGAUUGCUACCCACGUCUAUGAAGUCGCGAUGUCCAUAUCAGCACUUCACGAGAAUAAUCAAAGGAUCGAUGGAUCACUCAUGAGUGCCUCUUCUCUUGAUACCCUCUCCAAUGAACUCAAGUUCAUUUUACUCCUCCUACCUUCUCGUCUCAUUCCGAUCACUCCCCAUUCCGAUCAUUCAACAUCCCCGUCUCAUUUUUCUCUUUGGUCUUGUGAUCUGAAAGCUCUGUGGAGCAAGGCUGUCUCAUCCUUCCUGGAGGCCUCAUCCCAAGCCGAACUCGGAGAAUUGUUUAGAAAUUGGGAAUAAGAGACAUCAUCAACUGCCUAUACAUAAUUGGCAAUAUGGAGAAGCAUGAUGCAGAUCGACGAGUCUGAUCUACAAUAUACCCCUUGACCAGCUAGUACCCUAUACACAAAUGGACUUCUUUUUACCUUUUUUCUAUUAUGUAAUCUUAAUAAUGUUGAACAAGCCAAGGUCACUGGUUGAUCUUUUUUUUAAUCAAUACUUAUCUUAAAAGAACCUUGCAACUAUAAUGUAUCCUGUCUUUCCUUUUGAAUCUUUUUCCUCAAGUUGCUGUUCUCAAAAAAAAAAACAGACACAUAUCAAUGUUCAUUCAUUUUUUUU